AAAGCAUCAUAACUCAGCCGCUCCCUCCUCACAUCUCUUCUCUCUCCUCUCUCAUUGUGCUCUGCUGACUCAGUGCCUUAAGCAUCAUUCGCUCCCACUGGCACAAAACGCCAUCAUUGUGGAAAUUAAUACAGAUUUAGGAAAAGAUACAAUGGCCAAAACAGCUAUCGCCUACAAAGAGAAGAUGAAGGAGCUGUCCAUGCUCUCCCUCAUUUGCUCUUGCUUCAGCCCACAGCCACGCAAUAACAUUGUGUGUGAAUUUGAAGAUAUGGAGGUAAAGCCCAUAAAUAAAAGGGCAUCGGGGCAGGCGUUUGAGGUGAUCCUGAAACCACCCACUCCAGUGUCCGAGGUGGCCCCCAGCAUCACCACCCCUCCAAAGAAGAGGGAUGUCUCGCUGGAGGACAUCCAGAAGAAACUGGAGGCCGCUGAAGACCGCAGGAGGUCCCAGGAAGCUCAAGUGCUGAAAGCUCUGGCUGAGAAACGCGAGCACGAGAGGGAAGUGCUACUUAAAGCCAUGGAGGAAAACAGCAACUUCAGCAAGAUGGCAGAAGAAAAGCUCAUCCUGAAGAUGGAGCAAAUCAAGGAGAACCGUGAUGCUUACCUAGCAGCCAUCAUGGAGCGCCUGCACGAGAAGGAGCGACACGCUGCAGUGGUCCGCAGGAACAAGGAGCUGAGAGAAGAGCUGGAAGCGUGAAGAUCCUUCAUCUCCUCACAUCCUUCAUCAGCCAAUCUAUCAUCCUAUUCUGCUCACGCACACUUACACACAAACGCCGGUAAACAAAAGUCAAAACAACUAGUAUACUGUUUGAACGGUCCUGCUUGAUUUCAUAGAGUAAAGGGAAGACCCAAGUAUUAUUUUGUAUAUACAUCUUUUUUAUCUAUCUAUCUAUCUAUCUAUCUAUCUAUCUAUCUAUCUAUCUAUCUAUCUAUCUAUCUAUCUAUCUAUCUAUCUAUCUAUCUAUCUGAAUGAUGAUAAAUCAAACGUAUCAGAUCUACCCGAUACAAUGUCAAUUAUGUUCAAUAUCAUUUGUCAGUUCUUUGGUUCAGGCACAUCUGGUUUGAUCAUGUGAAAGGUUUCGGUGUCGUGAGUAAGCUGCUUGCUUACGUUUGCAGUGUUAAAUGAUGUAAAGUUUGGUGUAAUUGUGAAGAAUGCAAAAAGCUUCAGUGCUCAGGCCCCAGGUCAACAUAGGUUUAUCUUUUAAAUACAAACCCGCCACCAUAUCCAGACUCAUUGAUAUAUAGUGCACUUCGGUUUAUAUACAGCAUGAUCAAGACAGGCUUUUUUCUGAACAAAUAGCUUGAGUGCAGAAACAAAUAAAAGAUGUUAAUAGUGUCUCACUGGUAAACUAAAUCUCUCUGAAAGUAUGUGUUUGAGCUUUUGUUUUGAUAUUCUCUGUAAAAAUAAAUAUCACUUUCUUGAAAUGUUAUGAACAUGUGCAUGUUGACGUCUGCAAACCUAUUUUCACCGGCUGACGUUUGGAAGCACUUGCGCCCCUUCUGGACUCUCUGGAUCGGACAGCUUGACACAGCCUGCGUUAUGACUGAUAAAGAAAAGAGAACCGGCCAGGUCCUACAUAUAUAUAUAUAUAUUUUUUUUUUUCUCAAUUAUUGCUCCUUAUGAGCAAAAUAUCCGCACAUCGAUUUGGCACAUAUAAGGCUGUUGUUUGUCAUCUCUCGCUAGCAGUAGAAGGCAUCAUUAUUAGUACCGCGGUGUGUAUAAGGGAGUUAACCUCCUCGAAUGUUUUGUCAUCUGUUUAGCUUGAUAAAAUAGGUAACAUCUUUACCAGCUGAAUGUAUCCUCCUAUACUCCCGACAACAGCCCUUGACGUGUGACAAAUUUUUAUGUUAUUUAUUUCAGUCAGAUUGAAUGAGUGAGUGUAAGUGUGUGUGUCCAUGUUAGGUUGACCGAGCAUUUGUGUGCUUUCCGGAAGAUAAUGCAUAUGCACAAUAUGCACUGAAUGGUUAAACUGUAUAUUUUCCCUUAAAUCACUGUUUCCUCUAUAAAUGCUAGACGCGUCCUCGGCUGCCAAAUUGUCUUUUUUCCCCACUCUCAUUUCUGUGUGUGCAAACUUUGGUGAAAAUAAAGGUUUGGGGUUCUGUGAACAAUG
This is a messenger RNA of Paramisgurnus dabryanus, 2108 nucleotides long. It is a transcript of the gene stmn2a, whose product is annotated as stathmin 2a. Gene Ontology annotation, molecular function: tubulin binding. Gene Ontology annotation, cellular component: cytoplasm; growth cone; neuron projection. Gene Ontology annotation, biological process: neuron projection development; microtubule depolymerization; regulation of microtubule polymerization or depolymerization. Lineage: Eukaryota; Metazoa; Chordata; Actinopteri; Cypriniformes; Cobitidae. The record is from RefSeq and is a predicted model, not a curated record.